AUGUCAGUGCCCCGCCCUACUUCCAUGUCUUACUUUAGACCUUCUGCCCGUCGUCCGACCGCCAUUGACACUCGCUCCUCUCGUGAUAGACGUCCGCCUCUUAAUGGGCCCCCACCCCCUCCAUCGUGGUUGAAUCCGAAUAGGAGACAGAGAAAUAAUCAGCAAUCAACUCGGUCGACACCACGAACCGCUCAAGCGAGUUCGUCGACGAGAGCAGAACCUUCGUCGAUAAGAGGAGCCGGAAUGUCGAAGAAGGAGAGAAAGCAGAGGAAGGAGGAAGAGGCGAUGGAUAAGGCGUAUGGAAAUGAGUAUUGGUACAGAAGAGCUGAUGACGCUCGAUGGACCGAGUGGAGAGAAAAAGCGAUGAGUUUGGUAUUGGGAAGGAGAGCAUCGAGUUUCGACUCGGAAGAUAUUCAGAGGAGCAGCCGGAUGUUUGUCCCGUUCAAGGUGGCCCACGAUACCGAAGGGGUACCAUCCCUAUUCGAGACGACCCUCAAAUACAUUUGCGACUCUAUCGCAACAGCAUCAGGAGAAGGAUCAGACUAUGAUAACGAUAUCAUAGUAGAUGUAUUUAGCUCGCUGCCACCACACUUACGGAAAAGCCUCUUGCGCUAUAUGGCCGUUCACCAUCCACAAUCCGAGCCUCAGCUGCGACGAAUCUACGCUCUCAGCCGUGAGGAACCAUUGAUACAGGAACAAGGGGGCUUGGAACCCGAGAUCAUAAUCAGUGGGAAGCACUUGGACGCUGGAAUACUAGAUCGACUCAACCAGCCUCUCACGUCAAAAGAGUCGACUAUACAAGCCUCUGUCUCUCUCUUGCAAGAAGCCAAAACGAUAAUUCUAUUCCAAAUCUCGUCCCUCCAAAAGCGACAACUCCUCUCCUUCCCAAAGACACUCACCACUCUAGGCCUCAUUCAAACCUAUCCUUAUUCUCCCCUAGACAUCUUCGACGAAAUGAAGGCCAUCACGCCAUAA
Acaulospora colombiana is the source of this 975-nucleotide messenger RNA. The record is from the annotation of a GenBank genome assembly. NCBI's taxonomy places the organism in Eukaryota, Fungi, Glomeromycota, Glomeromycetes, Diversisporales, Acaulosporaceae.